ACAGUAGGCUUGGACCUAGAUAAGGCUGCUACUAGCUAAUCGAACCCAGUCUUAGUCGAGGGCUUUUCACGAGUAUUCGACAGGUGUUUGUACAGAGAGCAAAGCGCAUGCUGCGUGCGAAUAUGUGGGGUGGGGGAGGGGAAGGUGAGGUGUGGUAGAAGUGGCAGACGAAAGUAUAUGAAUAGACAAGAAAGUUCGAAAGGCUUUUCAAAGAUACAGGAGUCAAAGUUCCAGAGACGUGAAGUAAAACCUGCGAGCAAAGGAUCCCUUGUUCUCGAACAAAAGAGACAUGCUGCUGGCGAGCCAGAAAUGUGCCGAAGCUCGUCACGACGGUUGACAAAGAGACUGUUUACGCAAGACCAGCGCCGAAACCCCACGCGGAGCAUGCCGCCUGCUGACGUCAGAGUGUAUGAAUCCUUUCAAGCGCGCAUAUACUCAUUCGGGCACUGCGAUUGUUCUGUAUAGUUUUCUAUACGGGUACCCAUUGUGCGUUGAGGACACCCGCAUGUCAUUUAUUUGGUCAGAUAGCCAGCGCUAAAUAUAUAAGGUCACGUGUUCGAGAUAUAAGCAAGGAAUCACAGCCUACGACAAGAGAAAGAGCUUGACACUUCACAGAGUGAUUGGUUCGAAACUAGAGGUUUACCUUAGAUUUCUGAAUCCUUUUGGAGCUCGUGAUUGGACCAGAGGAUAUUUUCUGGUGCUGGUUUAUUUUAUAAUAUUUGAUUUUUCAACUUUCUUGCUUUCUUGUGAAGAGUCAGGACGGUCUGCGAGUGACAUGGGUGACUGGUGGCCUGAAAACUACUCUGCCGAGGAGUUGGCCAAUGGUUGAAGCAGCAACGGAGUGCAGGUCGAUACGGUACCUGGAUGCAGCCGUUGGCGUCUGCGCUGUUUCGAUGGAUGACGAAGCAUGAGCUUAGCCGAUAACGGGCGAGAGGACUUUUUUUCUGCUGAUUAAAAAAAAAAAAAAAUGGUGUAGGAAAGAAAAGCCGGUCACCAGGUGAUUUGAAGGGUGCAGGCGAUAGUGGGUGACGAAGCACAAGGUAUCGUUUCGCUGUUGCCCGUGUUAGCUUCCACUCUCAUGUUGUGUUCCGGUUACUUUACAGCGAACAAGUGAGCGGGCACGCAGGCACGCAUGCACAAACAACUGGUGGAUGCGUGCAUUUUUCCACCCUGCGAGGAGUACGAGUAAAGAACGAACAAACGAACUUCAAGCAUUUUAAAGUUGGGUGGAGAGGAUAAGAGACAACAGAUAUUCCGGAAUAAAAAGACUCGAAAUAGAGCCGGUGAGCCCGUAGUCUGAGAAUACUCAGUGUUGGCAUUGAUUCCGUGGGGUCUGAGGCGAGGAUAUCGCAUAUCUCGUUUGGCCCGCGAGAUUUGUCGGCAGUUGACUGCUAUAAGAUUUAAGGGCUGUCAUCAAGAUCAAAUAUCUUUGACACCCCGAACUGGGACUUACUAGCUCGUCGCUUUAUAUGUAGCACCGGGACCUUCUCAGAUGUCUGUCACAGCUUUAGACUGGAUAUCCAUUGUGAAUGUAAGAGACAAAUGAGUGUAUACACACAAGUCGUUUUAACAAAAGACGCACUGAAAACAGAUGCUUAAAGAAAAAUGUCAGACACCCAGAGUAAACAGUAGACAGUAAACACAAAAUAAGCCUCUCGAUCGUUACCCAGGAGAAGGGAUUAGGACCAGAAGCCAACGGUCUUUCCUUUCCAGUGCACUUGACAAAGGGUGGACAGCAUGAUGAGAAUACAAGCCAACCUGGUCACGGACCUAACAAACAUGACAGAUGCCCAGCUGGAGAGGGAGUUCUGGACGGAAAGUCUGCAGCCUGUGGCCGGGAAGGAGUCUGGGCACCACAGCGACAACUCGCAGUCUGCAGACAGACCAAAGUCUUCAGACAGUAAGACCUCGUCCGGGCAAUCUGAUCAGUCCACUGAAGACGAACAUGGACCUGAAGGCUCGCCAGACUCGAAGUCAAAGACCUCCAAGAAGCGACACCAACAGUCUCUUUGGAAAUCGCUCAGGAAAAUCGGCGGCGAUCUCAACGAGGACACUCGCCGCAUGUUCCAUAAUCUGAGAGGCCGGCUGCAAAGAGGAAGUGAACCGCGCCAGACGAAGGUCAAGGCCGUUCACAUCCUGCCCUGGCGACGACGACGACAGCACAUGGGCGCGUCGUCUGGCGAGCGGGAGCGCCACCAGUCGUUCCAGCAGCGGCUCCGACGCCCUGUCGUCUGAAACAUAGCGAAAUAAUGGAAACAUCUGGAAACAAAGUGAAACAACAAGCACCAGAAGACGCUGGGAUCAGAACCGGAAGUUCAGAUCUGGCUUGGUCAAAUGGAACCGGAAGUGAGCAAUGGCGGAGACUGACGUGCUUGGUGUGCAUGGAGAGAACCAAACACUAGUCUUUGCUUGAGGCCUCGCAGUUUUUGGCCUUUUUCUCCGUCCAUUCAGCCUCAUCCCCAGUGUGCAGUGUGCAGCUUUUGACAUCUUGGCUGGAGCGAACACUAGUUUGCAGCUGGAUUCAUUCUGUCAGGGUUUUUUUUUUUUUUUUUUUUUUUUUGUCCUUUUCACUUUGCUUUAUUCAAGUUUCCCUCUUCCGGCUGCAUGAGUCAGAACGGUUUAUCACCUUUUGCUUUAAAAAUGAUAUUUUAUGUUCAUGAACCACCUGUAAUAAAUCCAGAAUACUCCGAAGAAAUUAAGCUACGCUAAAUCAACAGUGUGAAAAGAGAAAUUGUGUUCGUAAGCUAGGCUUACUUACUAUGAAAGGAAACAUGUUAACGGAUAUAAGUGAACUGAACAAAGUGUAACAGUGCUAGUCCGUUGAAUGACAGGGUAAACCAUUGGAAGAAAAACUUAUACAUGUAAAUCAGUUUUAAAAAAUGUGUCGAGGACUUAACUGACAGUUGUAAAUAAGUGUAAAUUUGGUUCGAUGGCAGUGUGUACAUGUGCUGACUGAAACGGUGUGUAAAGGCGUUGGGCUGAAACAAUGUUAAAAUGUUGUAAAAAUGUAAUUCUUUAAACUUAAAUAUCAGUGAGAACGACUGGUGAAAAAGUGCUAAACGUGUGUACACAUGUUGAUAAAAACAUAAGUGUAAAAUAGUUUCCAUUUUUAGAGGAAAUGUGCUUCAGAAACAGACGAUGAUAGAAUGAACAAAAUGUAAACAAUAUUGUCCCUAGUUCGACAAGCACGCUUUCCUCUACUGCUUCCAAAACGUUUGUAAAUCUGCUUGAUAACACAGCAUUCAUAAGCAUUGUGAUAGAUUAGAAAUGCCUAUUGUCUGUGGAUUUAUAGCCUUUGUAAACCGAGGCCAUUGUCCAGAUAUUCAAACCUUACAAAGGUCGAUAACACGUUGACUGACAGUUACAGCACGUGAAAAACACGACGAGCGACGUUGGAAUUGAGUUCGUGUGGUUGAGAGAGUUUGUACAGGUGUUUGUACAAGGUGUGUACACGAACUUCCCGCGAGUUGAAAGGCGAGUUCACUUCUCAUGUUGGUGUGUAUUGAAUUUUUUCAAGGAGAAAAUCAGAACCAGCCCAUCAAUUGUUAAUAAAGAUUCACUAAAAAAAC
Molecule: messenger RNA, 3569 nt
Organism: Pomacea canaliculata
Lineage: Eukaryota; Metazoa; Mollusca; Gastropoda; Architaenioglossa; Ampullariidae
Exons: 3
Coding region: 1738-2235 (165 amino acids)
Source: RefSeq, a predicted model, not a curated record